Molecule: messenger RNA, 1144 nt
Organism: Lycium ferocissimum
Lineage: Eukaryota; Viridiplantae; Streptophyta; Magnoliopsida; Solanales; Solanaceae
Product: F-box protein At5g49610-like
Exons: 1
Coding region: 1-1140 (379 amino acids)
Molecular function (GO): protein binding
Source: RefSeq, a predicted model, not a curated record
AUGAAACGUCGUCAAUGCAAAUUGUUUGUUUAUGAGGAAAUCAUAAUCGACAUACUGAAUCGUUUGCCUUUAAAAUCGCUGGCUAGAUUUAAAUGCAUAUCAGAGAACUGGAGAAAGUACAUUGCUGAAAUUUAUCGUUGUCGUCUCGGGUGGCCUCAACCCUAUCUUAUUGGUUUCUUUUGUGCGGAGAGUGGCCAUAAUAGUUCGAAAAGCCAUUUUUUCUUCUCGUCAAAGGAAUCACCACUGUUAAUCGGUACUCGUUUGGAUCAUUCAUUCAAGUUUAUCGGCGUGAGAGUUUGUGUUGUUGCUUCUUCCAAUGGUUUUCUCCUCUGCAAUAAGCUUCAAAGCAGGCAAAGGGUUUAUUAUGUUUAUAAUCCUGCCACAAGGCAGCGUUUGGAUCUCCCUAAAACUCGAAUCUCUAUGAAUGAGCCAUACGUUGGAUUUAGUUGUAAGGUAGACGAAGCUGGCUCUGUCUUGUUUACUAUAGUUCGUUAUGCAAGACCAACAAUGAGUUGGGAUUUGUUAACAAUUGAAAGCUUCUCUUCAGAGACUAAUGUGUGGACUGCUAUUACGCUAAUUCUUGAUGUACCUCUUUUAUUGUGCCCUUCUUGGUGGGAUAGGACAUCAUCAUCAUCGACCAGUGUUGUUGAUGGAGUGUUCUGUUGGCUUAAUUAUGGAUUGAUCACUGUUUAUGAUAGUGUAAAAAUGUGUUUUUGGGCUUUGAAAUUGCCUGACCAGAGGACGGUGAUCGAUUCUUGUAGUCGUUGUCUGGGAUUAUCAGGUGGGGAACUCUGUUUUGCAUAUGGUUGGAAAACAACUAUAAUUUGUUGGCGACUCAGCAAUUUUCCUAGUCCAGAUAAUGCAGAAUGGGUUAGGAAGUAUGUUGUAGAUGUCGCUAUUGAAAUUGCAAAAUGUCCAGAGGAUUUUGGAGUUGGAGGCAAUAAUACUAACGUUCAUAACAUAUUUUUUCAUCCUGCUCUUCCGCACAUCUUGUAUUUGCAAAUAAGAGGCAAGGUUAUUUCCUAUGACUUGAAAACGAGUACUGCAGAACUUGUGUAUGAUUUUGGAGAAGCUUGGUGGAAGACAAAAUACUACAAGCUGUUUUCUUAUGAUUGGCCUCAAUGGCCGCGUCUUCUGUAGACUA